Molecule: messenger RNA, 1701 nt
Organism: Impatiens glandulifera
Lineage: Eukaryota; Viridiplantae; Streptophyta; Magnoliopsida; Ericales; Balsaminaceae
Product: F-box/kelch-repeat protein At3g61590
Exons: 2
Coding region: 263-1510 (415 amino acids)
Molecular function (GO): protein binding
Source: RefSeq, a predicted model, not a curated record
UUCACAAACCCAUCUUCUAUUUCUUCAUAUUCUUCAUUCCAAUGCCUCUAAUUUCUAUCCAAACAACAGAAGAAAACUGGGUUCUUUCUCUUUUCCUUUCUUAAAUCCAAAUCCGAUCGAUUUCUGUGCACUUCGUGAUUUCCCAGGCAAGGCAAGGCAAGAAACCCAUUUCGUAUUUCUCUAUUCUUUAAUCGAUUUGAAUCUGGCCGACGCAGCUCCAAAUCUCAUCUCAAGGAUCCAACAAGGGUUAGUUUGUUAAACUAUGGAAGGUGAAACAUCAUGGGUUAGUCAUUAUCUAGAUGAUUCUUGGACUGAAACAAUCACAAUCACAAACACAAACACAAUCACAAACAAAACAGAGUUCGAUUCGUUUUCUGAAAUCAUCGAAGAAGGUUAUUGUAAAGAUGUUUCACUUGAUUUGAUUCUACCCGAUGAUUUACUCGAAAGGAUUCUAGCUUAUCUUCCGAUUGGGAGUAUUUUCAGAGCCGGGUGUGUUUGUAAACGGUGGAACGAGAUCGUUUCUUCUAGAAGAUUCUUCUCGAAUGUUCUUUCUCAGAAACCAUGGUAUUUCAUGUUUACUAGCUCAGAAGAACCGAUCGGUUAUGCUUAUGAUCCCCUGCUCAAGAAAUGGCAUGGAAUUGAUCUCCCAUGUAUUGAAACCUCAAGCUGGUUCGUGGCUUCUUCAUGUGGAUUGGUUUGUUUCAUGGAUAAUGAUACUAGGACAUCUGUUUUCGUUUGUAAUCCGAUUACCAGGUCUUUCAAAAAGAUCAUUGACCCACCUGGAUUGCGUUUCUCUGAUUACACAUCGUUUUCGAUGUUCUUCAAUCGAAAAUCCAAGAGUUAUUUGAUCACUAUUGUGAAAUCGAAGCAAGUCCCUGAUAAUUUCCACCAAUGGGAGGUAUCAAUUCAUGUCUAUGAUUCGGGGACGAUGACAUGGACCACGACAGUUUCAGAGGUUUUGAACGGGUGGAGGGGAGGUGUCGAGAGUGUAAUUUGUGACGGGGUCUUGUAUUUUAUGAUACACUCGACGAUAGGUGGUGGAUUGGGGGAGACACGACACGGGGUGGUGACUUACAACCUAACUACGCGAUCCUCGGAUGGUUUGUUAACGAGGAAUUACCUUGCGGUUCCUUGUUCUUUAACUUGCGGGCGAUUGAUGAAUUUGAGGGAGCGAUUGGUUAUGGUUGGGGGAAUUGGGAAACAGGAUCGGACUGAUAUAAUUAAAGGGAUUGGGAUUUGGGUACUUGUUAAGAAUGGGAGGGAAUGGUUUGAAGUGUCGAGAAUGCCUCAUCGGUAUUUUCAAGGAUUUGGGGAGUUUGACGAUGUUUUCGCGAGUAGUGGGAACGACGAUUUGGUGUAUGUGCAGAGUUACGGUGGACCUGCGCUUUUGGUAUUCGAUAUGAGUUUGAAGCAAUGGAGGUGGUCGCAGAAGUGCCCGGUUACUAAGAGGUUUCCUCUUCAAUUGUUUAGCGGUUUUUGUUUCGAACCGAGGCUUGAGAUUUGUCCUUGAUUUUUGUUAUUUUCGAUGUUUUUCGGUUCGGUUUUGGUGAAUUUGGAACUUUGUGAGUUUUUUUUGUUGGGAAAUUUAGUGGUUUAUGAUAGGAAAGAUUAAUGUGGUUAUGGUAUGGGAAUUAUAUAGUGUAUUAAUUCUUUGCAUUCAGAUAUAAUACACAAUUGUUCAUCUUUGCAUUUGAUUUCGGU